Anisakis simplex (herring worm) is the source of this 243-nucleotide messenger RNA. Lineage: Eukaryota; Metazoa; Nematoda; Chromadorea; Rhabditida; Anisakidae. The record is from the annotation of a GenBank genome assembly.
AUGAAAAACAAUUCCGAAAGGAGCAGAUCAAACGAAGUUAGGAUACCAAUGGAGUUGGAUGAGAAACAACAUCUUGCAGAUGAGUCUGCUACUCUUCUGCUUGAUAAAGGCUUACCGGCGUCAGCAGUCGCGGUGAAAAUUGGAUGUUUCAUUCUCCGUAAGAUGAGUGAGAAUUUACGUGAGACUGGGGAUUUUGAACAACCAUGGAACAAACAAACAACAGGAGAAUACGAUUUGAUAUAA